Cuculus canorus (common cuckoo) is the source of this 6524-nucleotide messenger RNA. Its product is annotated as titin-like. Bases 1 to 2823 code for a protein of 940 amino acids. The record is from RefSeq and is a predicted model, not a curated record. NCBI's taxonomy places the organism in Eukaryota, Metazoa, Chordata, Aves, Cuculiformes, Cuculidae. The transcript has 29 exons.
AUGCCAAAAAUGUGGAGUCAUCCCGAAGACAGUGUUCCUACUGGAAGGAAAUUUUCCGUCAGGACGUUGCCCGUCCUGAAGCCUGAAGAGAAGGUGGAGGCACGCUUCGAAGUUAAGCCCCCAGAAAGGUCAGAGUUAUCACAGGUGCCUCCUCUGACACCGAGGCCUCCUGAGAUGUCUCUGGGAAAGCCUGAUGAACAAGGCAGAGGGAGCCAUCCCAAAGACAGUCUUCGUAAGGGAAGAAAGUUUUCUGUCAGAACGUUACCCGUCCAGAAGCCUGAAGAGAAGGUGGAGGCACGCUUCGAAGUUAAACCCUCAGAAAGGUCAGAGUUAUCACAGGUGCCUCCUCUGACACCAAGGCCGUCUGAGAUGUCUGCAGGAAAGCCUGAUGAACAAGGCAGAGGGAGUCAUCCCGAGAAGAGUGUUCUUACUGGAAGAAAGCAUUCCAUCGGGACGUUACCCUUCCAGAAGCCUAAAGAGAAGGUGGAGGCACGCUUUGAAGUUAAGACCCCUGAAAGGUCAGAGUUAUCACAGCUGCCUCCUCUGACACCAAGGCCUCCUGAGAUGUCUCCGGGAAAGCCUGAUGAACAAGGCAGAGGGAGCCAUCCCAAAGACAGUCUUCGUAAGGGAAGAAAGUUUUCCAUCAGGACGUUACCCGUCCAGAAGCCUGAAGAGAAGGUGGAGGCACGCUUCGAAGUUAAACCCCCAGAAAGGUCAGAGUUAUCACAGGUGCCUCCUCUGACACCGAGGCCUCCUGCGAUGUCUCCGGGAAAGCCUGAUGAACAAGGCAGAGGGAGUCAUCCCGAGAAAAGUCUUCGUACUGGAAGCAAGCAUUCCAUCAGGUCGUUACGCACCCAGAAGCCUAAAGAGAAGGUGGAGGCACGCUUUGAAGUUAAGGCCCCUGAAAGGUCAGAGUUAUCACAGGUGCCUCCUCUGACACCGAGGCCUCCUGCGAUGUCGCCGGGAAAGCCUGAUGAACAAGGCAGAGGGAGUCAUCCCGAGAAAAGUCUUCGUACUGGAAGCAAGCAUUCCAUCAGGUCGUUACGCACCCAGAAGCCUAAAGAGAAGGUGGAGGCACGCUUUGAAGUUAAGGCCCCUGAAAGGUCAGAGUUAUCACAGCUGCCUCCUCUGACACCGAGGCCUCCUGAGAUGUCUGCAGGAAAGCCUGAUGAACAAGGCAGAGGGAGUCGUCCCGAGAAAAGUCUUCGUACUGGAAGCAAGCAUUCCAUCAGGUCGUUACGCACCCAGAAGCCUAAAGAGAAGGUGGAGGCACGCUUUGAAGUUAAGGCCCCUGAAAGGUCAGAGUUAUCACAGGUGCCUCCUCUGACACCGAGGCCUCCUGCGAUGUCUCCGGGAAAGCCUGAUGAACAAGGCAGAGGGAGUCAUCCCGAGAAAAGUCUUCGUACUGGAAGCAAGCAUUCCAUCAGGUCGUUACGCACCCAGAAGCCUAAAGAGAAGGUGGAGGCACGCUUUGAAGUUAAGGCCCCUGAAAGGUCAGAGUUAUCACAGGUGCCUCCUCUGACACCGAGGCCUCCUGCGAUGUCGCCGGGAAAGCCUGAUGAACAAGGCAGAGGGAGUCAUCCCGAGAAGAGUGUUCUUACUGGAAGAAAGCAUUCCAUCAGGACGUUACCCUUCCAGAAGCCUAAAGAGAAGGUGGAGGCACGCUUUGAAGUUAAGGCCCCUGAAAGGUCAGAGUUAUCACAGGUGCCUCCUCUGACACCGAGGCCUCCUGCGAUGUCUCCGGGAAAGCCUGAUGAACAAGGCAGAGGGAGUCAUCCCGAGAAAAGUGAGAAAAAGGGAGAAAGAAGACAAAGUAAUGCAUGCGUCCUGACAGAGGCUUGCCAGUUUCUGCUACGUCCAUUAGAGCAUGGAAAGAAAGCCGUUCUCAAAGGGAGUCAUCCCGAGAAGAGUGUUCGUAAUGGAAGAAAGCAUUCCGUCAGGACGUUACGCACCCAGAAACCUGAAGAGAAGGUGGAGGCACGCUUUGAAGUUAAGACCCCUGAAAGGUCAGAGUUAUCACAGGUGCCUCCUCUGACACCGAGGCCUCCUGCGAUGUCUCCGGGAAAGCCUGAUGAACAAGGCAGAGGGAGUCAUCCUGAGAAGAUUCUCCAUCCUGGAAGGAAGUUUUCUUCCAGGACUUCACGUGACAGGAGGGCAGAAGAGGAGAAGGGCGUGUCAGGUCUGACAGGGAAGCCCCCAGAAAGGUCAGAGUUAUUGUGGAUGCCCCAUCUGACUCCAAGGCCUCCCAAGAUGCCUCCAGGAAAGCCUGAUGAACAAGGCAGAGGGAGUCAUCCUGAGAAGAGUCUCCAUCCUGGAAGGAAGUUUUCUUCCAGGACUUCACGUGACAGGAGGGCAGAAGAGGAGAAGGGCGUGUCAGGUCUGACAGGGAAGCCCCCAGAAAGGUCAGAGUUAUUGUGGAUGCCCCAUCUGACUCCAAGGCCUCCCAAGAUGCCUCCAGGAAAGCCUGAUGAACAUGGCAGAGGGUGUCUUUCUGAGAAAAUCUUCGUUAAUCAAGGGAGGUUUUGGCCCAAGAUAUCUAAUCAAUUUGAAAUGGACUUGUGGAAGGGUGUAUAUAAGCCAGCAGACAGUGUGGCACUGCAAAUUGUGGGGAAGUCCCUGCUGAAGGGCAGGACCCCAAGUCAACCACCGCCGCCAGGAGGAGCGCAUGCACAAGGGAAGUCCACCUGCGCCCAAAGCCGACCGCGCCUCAGACACUCCUCUAUUGACACGUGUGGCCUGCCAGGUGGAGUUUGUCAUAGCUCCCCAGGACUGAGGUGGAGCAAAGGCAGGUCUCAAGGAGGAAGCAGGUGUAUGUGCCUGUGAAGAUCUCUGUGCAGCUCCACACUGCCCUGCUAGCCAUCCAGCAGGUUGGGAAGAGCAGAAGGAAGGGCUGGAAGCUAGAGCACCUGUGGUUCCUUGGAUGCAUCUCUUCGAGCAGAGGUGGUGUUGUGCCCUCCUGCACUGCCUUCUUCUCCCCAGCCAGCAGCAGGGGACAGGAUGCACCUCCUGAACUGUGUGAGAAGGUGCCAGGAGCUGCUUCUGCCUGGAGGAGUCAAGAGUCCCAUCAGCCUCUGCAGAACUGAAGAAAAUGUGGCACAUCAGAGCCCAGGCAGGACUCCUCUAAGUGGUAGCAACCAGCCUGUACUUGAAAUGGAUCUGCUGGAAAUAAAAAUGAUACUGCAAACCUCAGGCGGAGUGGACAGCCAGAGUCUGGAUGUGGUGGUGGGAUAGGAUAACCUGGGCAGAGGUUCCUGAAGCCAUUUCUGAGGCCUUUGAGUACUAUGAUUUCUGUGAGGGCAGUGAGAGAAGACACAGUCAUUGCGUUCGGUCCCCCAUAACGGCAGUGGGACAAGGAGCCAGCAGAGGCUGUCCCUGGCAGCAGGGGGCAGAGCCUGGGAUGGCGAAAAUGCACUGCCUUGCAGAGUGCCAGCCAGCUAUGUCCCCCUCCCUUCUCUGCAUCACUGACAGGAUAAGGGGUCCUCGUGUCCAGCUUGGAUACCGGCAUCCAAAGUGACAGGCCCCGAUCAACAGGGCUGAAACAAAAUCAGUGCCCCAUGGAUGAUCCGUAUCACGUUCCUCUGCGCACUGUAUAACUGUAACUUCUUGCAUUGCUGUGAUCAGCAGAAUUGUGCUGUGCUGCUGUGACUGUACCUUCUCCAGCACACACAGGAUGUGUGUGCACCGCCGGGGGGUGAUGGGCACGGUGAGACCCCUCUCUGCCUCUCGGGAGCUGCUGUGCCCUUCGGAGGGGCUGUGGCUGUGGUUGAUGGCCAGAGCUUUGCAGCCCCAUUUGAUGGGCAGUGCCAUGGGGCCAGCCCAGACUGGGCUGCUUGAUUGCUCUGGGCUGUUGGAGAGGACAGGAGGUGGGGAGAGGCUGGGCUGGAAAGAGCCCAGGAGAGGAAAACACCAGUGUGGAGCUGAGCUGUGAGCGUGCAGGGUGAGGGCACCCGGCAGGUGCUCACGGUGCAGAGCCAGGUGUGAUGGUGAAGGAAGGAAGGACCAACGGGGCGAAAGAGAUGGACCCGGUCUGUGCUAUGUUCCCUGGAGACUGUGAGAAAGCUGCCCCAGGGAGAUCGUCCCAGAUGAGUCCCACACCCCAGCCAUUUCCAUAUCUGGCUGAACAUCCCAAACCUGAAGAGGGACUUUUACUGCAUGGUCACCUCUGUCCUCCUCCUUUGCUCACUGAUACCCAACUCCACCACCAUUAUCAAUAAAAAGGGAACCCGUUUCCUACUGAUGUUUCCUGCGCACCAGUCCCACAGCUCUUGCCACUGCUGGUCUCCUGGCCAAGCCCUUUCUCACAGAGCUCCGAACACAUCAGAGGCUCAUGGUCUUGGCUCAUCAAACACUGAGAAAGUCCAUAGAUUGGCCCCUCAGACACCCAAUCACAGAAACAUUAAGGCUGGAAAAGCCUCUGGGUUUCCCCAACCCAGCCCCGUGCACGGAACAUCCCAAAGUGUCAACUACGCUCGGUCUGGAACCCCCAGGGGUGGAGAAUCCCCCACUGCCCUGGAGCCUCUGCCAGGGCUUCACUGCUCUCACACAAAGGCAUUUUCCCUCAUGUCCAACCCAAACCUCCCGUGGUGCAGCUCAAGGCCGUUUCCUCUCGUCCAUUGACACCGAAAAUGCCACAAAUCCGGGUCUGAGACUUGUGUUGGAGAUUUAGAAAGCGAGCAUACUUGGCCAGGGCUGGGCACAACAGGUGAUCUCCAGUGAUCUCCAUCAAUCACGGGCAGCGAGGCAAAGGCUGGGACAGAAUCUAUUUCCCACUUCCAUGCCUAUGGAUCAAUUGUCCCAGAAAUCUUAUGCCUGUUCUGUUACUUUCCAAGGUCUGAUUUUAAUGUUGUCAUGAACUUCACAACACAAUUUCUGCUAUGUCCAUCAGAACAGGGAGAGAAAGCCUUUCUCGGAGGUGAUGUGUGGGUCAGAAAAAUGCCCACCCUGUGGCUGCGUUUGCCCCAAAUAUUCAGUCUGCAGAGGUUCCCUGAGGCAGAAGAGCCUUCAACAGUGCAACACAACUGAUGGGGGUUGCCCUGCUGAAGAGCACAACCCCAGCGUGCGCUGGUCCCCAGUGUGUCUAUUUUUGGAAAAUCGUUGAAGAGGAGACACCUAUGAGAAGCCAAUCUGAUACUGAUUUGUAAAGAAGAAAUACAGGUAGUUAGGAUCAGUUAAAUCCAAGUUUUAUUCCAUUAAGUAAUGGAACACAUAUAAAGAAAUUAUAACUCUCUUGUGAAUAGCAGGAUUGCAAACAGAAUACGUUUAUAACGAAUGUGAGUUAAACCUCAGGGAACUUGGGAAGGUUGAUUUUUUCUUUUCACAAAGUUACUCAAUAAAAUGAUAAAAUCAAUGUGAUGUGAUGUGUAAAGCUUGAAAACAGUCCUGAGGAGCAUUUCAGAACAGGUGAAAAAUUUUUGCGAUACUUUAAGCUAACUACUGCAUUUGCUGUAGGGAAACAACCCUCAGUUACUGGCAGAGUAGAUUACAUGACUCAAUUGCAGAUGUUCUAUGAAAGAAAAGGUUAUGUAUUAAGGAAUUAACUGAACUUCCUUUGCAAUCAAUGGGAAAACUCCAGAUGGACAGACUCAAAUAAUCAUUUCUCGGUCUUCUGGCGAAACACUCUUCAAGUAAUAUAUACUCCAUUUUAAAAUAGAUUUGAAAAUUUGAGAAUUGUGUUUUCAUUUCAAUUAAAAAGUAAAAAUAGCUGCAAUAGUUUUUAUUGGUAUGCAUUGUGUUGUGUCCAAACACUGGGAAUGAGAUUUCAGGGGCAGCAUUAAGAGGAACUUCCAAAAACUGACUUCAAGUAAUUUGCUCCUAUGCGAGUAAGAACCAAUUAAAGAGGAUUAACUGUUCUUUCUCCAGUUCAUAGCCACAAUCUAUUCCUUCCCUCAAUAAGUAGUUAGUUAACCCAGCCUUCAUCAGAAAAACAGAAAGCAAUAUUCUUCCAGAGUUAAGGAAUGGAACAGGUCACAUUAGCUAGAGCAUAACCAUGCUGAGAAUAAUCCAUACUUCAGUGAAGUCACUGGAACACUUUCCAAUAACACUGGAUUCUAUAUAAAAUCUAUAUAAAAUCUAAAAACGCUAAACCCAAGCCUUGACUAAAAUAAAAGAAGAUCUUUCUUUAUAAAUGCAUGUAGCCAGAAUAAAAAUCUCCUGUUUAAAUUUUAACAUCACGUGUAUAAAAGGACAGCUGGCGUCUUGAGGUUGGGCACACAAGCACAUUUUCAACUUCAACAUAUAUCUGCAAAUUUCUGUCGACUUUCCCUUAUUGGUGACACGGUUGAGUAUUUUGGACCCAGAAAACUAUAGGUCUGUUCAUUUAUUUGUCAUCCGUAAAAUAUACUAUAAUAUUAACAUAACUGAUACUCCGAUUAACUCAUAUUCAGGAUUUCAGCAAUGUCAUCACUAGAUCCGUAGUUCUUCCUGAGAAUCUUAGAGACUUCCUCUUGUCAAGAGGCUCAGAAUUUGCAGAUAAUAAAUUGUAAAUCCUAUGGAGGAAGGAAUUGUCUUACUCUUAUCUGUCUGUA